CCCUUUAUAUCACCAUUUAUCACGACCUAUUAAAUGUCUCUAAUUGACGAAGAUUUAGUAUAUUCUAGUGCGUCUGUAUAUAUUAUAAUCUGUCACUGUAAAUAAAUGCUAUCAGUGUUAGCACAAUAGAUUAACAUGAACAAUUUUUACCGUUCUAUAAUGUUAAUCUGAGGUAUUAUGGCCAAUGUUGGCAUCAUCUAUUAUGUAAUAUACGCAUGUCUUAGACCUUAUAAUAUACCUACGACAUCUACGUCAAUAUAUUACCAGAAAGUCGCAAUUACUAAAACGAAAAUUAUUAUUAUAAUUUUUUUUUAUACAACAGAAUAAUAAGGUGAUCCAACGUCUAUGUAUACCUAAUUAAUAAUUUUUAAACUCUUUGUUACUCUGAUGGAAAUAACUAAGAACACUUUACACUAUUGGAUUAUUAAAUUAUAAAUAAAUCUUUAAAUUAUUUGUAUAAUAUUAUAUUAUAAAAUAUACAAAACCAGAAAGGUGUUUUUGAAGCCGUGACAUAUGGAUAGCAAUCUAUUACCAUACGUGCGUAUCAAAAAUGGAGUUAGACAUGCGAACAUUCUGUGAUUCUCAGUCAAUUCCAAAUUGCCAGUGUCGGAAUAAUAUCAACAGUUGACCCAGUUUAUAUGUGUUGCCUUUUAUUUGAGACGAUUUAAAUGUUGGAUUCGUAUAUUAUAAAACAUACAGUGGAAAAAUGUGGUUAUUUUAUAUUGUUAGGGAAUUUGUUGAAACAUAAAAGUGUUGUAAAUAUUUUAGGUUUGCAAUUUUUUUUUUAAAUUUUCAAAGUUUAUUUCUAUUAAAAUGUUUAAAUUAUUAUAAAUAUAAAGUGUUUCAAUUAUAAAAUCAAAUAUGGCUGAUGUGAACAGAAUACUGAAACUUGACAGAAUAUACACGAAUUUGGAUUAUUUGAAAAUAACGUUACCCAGUGAUCCAGAUUGGCAGUUGAGUACUUAUAAAAAAUUGGUUGAAAAACAAAGAGACAUGAGCAAGCAAGAAAAUAUGAUAGAUGAUGCAGUUACAAUGGCAUCGUCCUUAAAAGUCGGGUAUUUAUUCGAAACUGCAUUUCAUAAAUCGCCAAAAAAAACCGAUGAAUUAUUAGAUAAGGAUUACAUAUUGGAAAAUGAAAAAGAAAUAGUCGGCGAAGAGUUCGACCGAAAUACUGAGCUCUGGACAAAUCGUGAGGUGGUGCUUGCGGCUAAAGUUCUAAGUGCAAAAAAUCCUAAGAAACAUGGUAUACAAUUUGUGUCUGACAACCAGAUGAGGAGAGUGUACGACAUAAUAUUUGAAGUAUUUAGAUAUAGAACCAUUAUCAACGAAAUAUUAAAUAAUAUUGACUUUGAAAACAUUUACCCAAACUACUCCAAGAUGACACUUCUUGUAUGGCUGAUGUCUUUUGAUUAUUACCGGAAUAAAUUUAAACCAAGGAAAUUAGAUGAAAAGGAGGUAUUGAGUUUCAAUAAAUUGCAAUUGAUUGAAAUAGCUGAUAUUCUAAAGGAAAUACAAAUUCAAUUAGCUGCAUCUUUUUCGAAAUUUCGAAUAAAACAUUGUGCCUUAUCACUGUCUGAUAUGUUGCCAAGACAUUUGCGUAAUGAACGAUUCAAAAAGUCUUCGGAAACUGUUAUUAGUUGUUGGAUAAACACAUUCUUGACCAGCACAGAGAACGUAUUAACUGCAUUAAGCAAAUCAGGACUAACUCAAAUGAAGAAUUCUGAAGAUUUAAUUCCCGAAACAUUUAAAAUGGAUCAUUUAUUGCCUUAUUUUAUACACAUUUAUCCGAAAGAUAAAUCGGAGUUCUUAAAAAAAAUUCCACUGUUUCAGAAACAUUUAUUGAUUUUACAGGAACGCAGAUAUUGUCUGGGACCCGCGAUGCUGGACCGGACGAUGAGCGCUAACAAGCUGUGCGGUAACGUGGCUCAGACGCAUUUCACAAUCCAGACAGCGGUCGCCUACAUGGCGUCUCUGUUGUUCAAACGAAAGCAAUCGCUGAUCGUUUACGGAGCCGCCGAAAGGAAAAAUGACUAUUACAACUAUUUCGUGAGCUUGGGCGUGCAGAACUGCAAAUUGCUCACCGAAGAUUUUCUUCAGUCGAGCUCCAACAAUCAGCUGUCGCUGGAUAUCGUAUCCGUACUGGCUACACCGCCAAACACUAACACUGGGGUCACGGAUCCCGUUCAGUUGGUGUGUUCGAAAGGUGGAGACCUUACGUUACUCAGGGCUGUGGCGUCGUUGGACUACACUGAAGAGUCGUCGGACAUACCUUGCAUGUUGGACCAGAGAGACACUCUACGGAUGGCCAUGUCUAAACCUCAGGUGCAAAUCGUAGUGUACGAAACACAUUCCCGGUUGGAGUUGGAAAACGGUGGCAUGGUAAAGGCGGUGGUCGAAGAGAUGAACGGAUGGGCGUACGAGAAGCACAACAUGGACAAUUAUUCAUCGGUGAGCGCCGACGAUAGCAACAAAUUCAGCACUUCUGUUGAGACACCCUGGCGACCGGCUGUUUUCCAUCCGGUUCAGAUUCCUGACAAGGAUCGGUUUGAAACAAUGAUACUGUAUCCAGAUAAGUCAAUUGAGAAUAUGGAGAAGAAUCAUGUUACUGGAAGCCUUUAUUUGGCGGCCGUCAAAAGGGUGGAACUGAUGACUUUUGAUGCAAACCAUUUGAUACGAAUGGCUGAGCAAAGAGGACUAUUCGGCAAGCCUGUGAAAGGGCGCAAACAAAAGAUCCCCAGUCCCAUUAUAUUGUUGUCUCUGACCAAUAGCGAUGAACCCAGAGUGAUGUUGAAAUUUGAGCAAAUGCACGUUUUGGUGCCUACACAUGCAUUUCUACAACGUUGUGCCAACAAAACACUACAAUGUCCUCGUUUUGGUAAACCUUAUAACAACACAUCCAUACCUACCCGUUGGUGGAGAAUAAGUGUACGCCAUGUAAUCAAAGCAUUGAGGAAACCUUUUUUUGCUUGGACCAAAGUGCAAAUGGUUAGAUUUGGAAAACGUACAAAUAGAAUACCACUAAGAUUAAAAAAAGUCACUACAUCUUUCCAACCGCAAAAAACAAAACGGAUUUAUUUGUGUUCAUAUAUAUGUUAGUGACGUAUAGUAUAAUUAAUAUAAUACAUCAAUAAUAUGUAAUAUUAUAUAUUAAAAACAUAAAUAUAAAUAUUUUAU
This is a messenger RNA of Metopolophium dirhodum (rose-grain aphid), 3174 nucleotides long. RefSeq lists its product as uncharacterized. The record is from RefSeq and is a predicted model, not a curated record. Lineage: Eukaryota; Metazoa; Arthropoda; Insecta; Hemiptera; Aphididae. Bases 862 to 3096 code for a protein of 744 amino acids. The transcript has 14 exons.